This is a messenger RNA of Archocentrus centrarchus (flier cichlid), 3591 nucleotides long. RefSeq names its product leucine-rich repeat-containing protein 14. The record is from RefSeq and is a predicted model, not a curated record. The transcript is spliced from 3 exons. Gene Ontology annotation, cellular component: cytoplasm. Lineage: Eukaryota; Metazoa; Chordata; Actinopteri; Cichliformes; Cichlidae. Bases 281 to 1963 code for a protein of 560 amino acids.
CCAGCAGCACUUUUAGCUAGCGUUACAUCCAAGUGUUUAACGUGUCAGCUGCGGAGACCUUUCAGUCGUCGCUGCAAGUUUUUACCGUCAGUAAUGAUACCGGUGGCUAUCAGGUGAUGUUAUAAAAUCUUUUUUGAGGCUUUAUUAGACGGCGUCAAAUUGCUGUCAUAAAACUAAUCCUAGCGUUGGAGCUAAAUAAGCUAGCUGAGUCUGAGAUGCAACUCUGCUUCGCACCGCUUACCUCUUACGUCUCUGAAGCUUAAAGCUGCUCUGUGCUGAAAUGGUGCUUUCCUUGGUGAGCCUUUGUGCCAGGGAGGUGGUUAGUGACCAUAGCUCGUCGCCCUGCUGGCUAAAGUGGGUGCCCAGAGAGCUUUACAGAGCACUGCUGGAGGCCGCCUUCUCCAGCUGUAGACCGCUGGCUGUGGGUGAGCUGGUACAGCGGUGGCCUGAGCGCACUUUGCGGGUCGGAGGACGGAGGAAACCGGGGCAAACUGCGCCAAAUCGACUCUGUAUUCAGUCUAUGUUGCUUGCUGUCGUUAGAGGACUGUCAGACCAAAGGUGUUCGCUGCGAGUCUUGGACCUCUGUGGACUGCAAGGAGAUGAAGGAGGGAUGGGGGACCCGAUGGGAGGCUGGUCUCUGACAGUAGCUCUCUGCACCAUGGUCGUUCAGGCCAGAGCUGGGGCACAAAGGGCGCACAGGAAAGAAGGAGACCGGGAGAGAAAACGGAUCUCAGCUCUGGAAAGAGAGAGUGACUUAAAAAGAGAGAGGGGGCAGAGGAAGAGGGAGGAGGGACUAAAGAGUGAUCAUUCAAGCAAUGUCAGUGAGAGGAUUGAGUCUUCAGGGCACAUGGGUGAAGAGGAGGUGAGUAAAGGAGUAAGGAGAAAGAUGGAGAUGGAGAGGAAAAGAGAGAGGACAGUAUCAGGUUUAGGGGGCAGUGAGAGGGAGGCUGAAGAAAAAGCGGUGGAUAGUGAUGUGUUGGUGCAUGUGAGAGCUGACCUUUUUGUUAAUGGACGCUCUUGGGAGCGUGUUCGUACAGCUCUGAGUACAUCAGGACCCCUAAAGCUUCAGUGCAGAUACCUGCGCGUGGAAGAGAUUUCAGUGUCAAGUAUCAGGACCCUGCUAGACCUGCUGCCUCGCAGGGGUCUUCUGGGUAUCGACAUUCGCUACAGCAGCCUUGGGGUGGCUGGUUUGGCUGAACUGCUGCCUCUGCUCUCCACGUUUCCUGCACUGAAAUCUCUUCGCCUGCACUACUGUAAUCUGGAUUUUCGCAGAGACCAUCCCGGCCAGUCAGAGGCAUUGAGGGAGCUGUCACAGGGUCUGGCGCGCCUACAGGAACUGCGACGCCUUAGCCUCACUGCACUGCGCCUGCCUGGUCAGCUUCGUGUGCUGCUCAGCUCGCUUCCUCAACCUCUAGAGAUACUGGAGCUGCCCUAUUUGUGCCUGAGUCCAGCUGACCUUGCCUAUCUGUCCUGCAGCCAUCACGCUUCUGUGCUGCAGCAGCUGGAUUUAAGUGAAAACCGUCUGGAUGAAAACACACUGCCUUCCAUUCGCCGCCUCCUCUCCCAGGCUUCAAGCAGCCUGCAGCACCUCUCUUUAAGUGGUUGUGGGCUGACUGAUGGCCUGUUGGGGCUCUUGCUGCCCUCACUCGAGGGUUGCUCGGCCCUCAAGAGCUUAGCUCUGGCCUUAAACCCACUGUCCGUGGCUGGCCUCAUGGACUUGGUGAGGAUGGCUGUAAGAAUGCCCUCCCUACGACAGCUGCUGUACCCCAACCCCCUCGAGGACUACCAGCCAGGCCUUCCUGAACUGCCCUCCAGUGCUCAGCUCCUAGACUGGCCUCUAGAUGAAACCACAGACAUCAACCUGACCAGCAGCCAGCUCAACAGGGUUCUGAUAGACAGCGGGCGUUCUGACCUCUUCCUGACCUGUGACCUGCUCAACUAUGAUAAAGACUUGAUAGACUAGAGCAGAGGUGCUUUUUAAGCACGUUCACCAACAUACCAUAGCAAUGUACAGAAGCCUAACAAUCAAAUUGUCACCUGAGAAAUCAUUUAUUCUUUUUCCAAAAAAAAAAAAAAUGUUUAGCCUUUUCUCUGUCACUAUUUGUCUUGUGAAAAUUUUAAUGCAUUUAAGCUUUUUCAGUCAAAAACAGGCAAAUAAAGGUAGCAAGACAUUACUCAGUAAUACACAGAUAUCCACAAAGGCCCAAUAAUCUUGGCCACUAAUUUUUCUAAUAGAUUCUGGAUAUGAAAAUGUUAAAUGUCUAGGCAAGGGUCAACAUUUUUGGUAUCAGUAGAUUUCUUCUUUCCAUUUGUAGACUGAAUGCUGUUGACCAAACACAUUUGAGCAGUGUUUGGUUGUGUCCAGGUAAAGAGUCCAUGUGGAGAGCAAAAAAGGGACUAUUUUUUUUAAAUGCAUCCAAAGACAGUGUGCUGUUUGUCUGACAACUUAGCUUUUUGUUAAAGUUUUUAAAACACUUAGCUUCACUCAUAAUCAAUGACCAUCUGACUGAAAUGUUAAUCUUGGCUCAGGUAUUUGCUGGUUACACCAGAAAAUGAGAUGUGGCCCCCUAAGUCAGCAGGUUAGCCAAUGGUUUUCCAGAUUCCUGGGCCACCAAAUCAACAAGUGAUUGCAACCCUACAGCAAAAGGUGACAUGCAUCAGUGGAAAGGUUGGUCUGACACUGCUGCAGAUGAGAUUUCUGUUUCUGAGGCGAUAACCUCUGCUGAAAGGUGGUAGAUGCUGUCAUUCAAUCAGAACAUGCUGCAUUACUUUAAUAAAUUUGCUUGUUGACUUUAUAACUAUAAGUACGACAUAAGUCAGUACAAGAUUUGUACUGAUGAUGAUUAGCCUUUUAAUAAUCGGCCCUUCAACAGACUGGCGACCUGUCCACAGGGCACCCUGCCUCUCGCCCUAUGACGGAUGGAAUAGGCUCCAGCCUCCCUGUGAGCCUGAAUUGUAUAAGUGGAAGAAAAUGGAUGGAUAAUCAGGUCACAGUUGGGAUACAUUAGAAUACUUUGUGUAAACGGACAGUUCAUUCGCAUACAGUGAUCAGCUGAUACAUGUGCAUGAUUGCAUGCCAACAACCAAAACCACAAGUUAGUGAUUUCCUCUGAGAAUGAAUGUAACUGCUUAUUAUAUGGUUAUAUGAUCAUGUUUGUACCUUUUUUUUAAGUCACUAAGUAAUGCUCUCUUGUGUCUCUGCAAUUCUAAGUCACAUAUCUGCUGUACUGUGUUUUUUGAAUGUUAGUUUUUACAGUCACCAGCAUUAAGAAAUAACUGUGCCGAAUCAGCCUUAUGUGUAUUACAGAAAUGGACGUAUACGCUGAAAGUCACAGAAUAAAUCACCAAGGUUUUAUUUAAUUUUUGGAAAUUGUUUCAAAACAGGGUGGGUUACUGAGCCUUAUGGGAUUGUUACAGGCCAUUACAGACUGAAGGGCAUCAUCUGUAGUACUCUACCCAAGACUGCAGUUGAAUGAAGUAGUGCCAAGUUGAGGCCUUCAGCCAGUCUUCUUCUGAAUAGACGUGAAAUGGGCCGAGAGUCACUCGAGGUAAUGGCAAAGUGAUGAAAUUGGGGAAAUGCAUGAGGAAGGG